AUGCCUGCUUUUCAGAACCCAGAUACUGGCGCGUCAUUAAAACGCAAGCCUGAGCAACAUGACCCCAACUUCGCCAGUCGUAAGAGACAAGCAACGGAGAACGACAGCGCGUCCGGCACCUCCGCGAUGGAGGGUGAGCAUUACUUCAUGGUCCAAUGGAGGAAUCCUCAAUACAAGAAACACAAGACCUGGGAUGGAGACGCGGUGCUAGUCGUCAGCGGGAACAAGUGCACACUGUAUGAUACCGAUAACAAACAAAUAGGGAGCGGUAAGCCUCACGGAGUCGAAGGGGCGCACAAACUUGGGGAGGGCUCGGAAUUCUCCAUCGGCAGUCGGGAGGUCGAGAUCGACCACAGACUGUCGCGCGAAGACUUCUUAUCUGGCAGAUGCUUUGGGAGGGGUGGUAUUCCUGAAGUCUCUGCUACGUCAGCGCGGCCAAGUGCUGCGAAACAAUUCGUUCCUCUCAAACCGAAGACUCUAAACGGCAAGAACCCCGCAUACAUCGUGCCUGUUGUGGCGGAGAAGGAGAAGCGGGGCGUUGUCCUAGAGGCGGUUAAUUUGGUUUCAGCACAGAAGACUUCAACGAAGGGUCGCACGAAGGAGUCAUCCUGGACGGCGAAUUGCAGGCGCAAACCCCAACAGAAGAAGCAUAAGACGUGGGAUGAAGAUGGCUACGUGCUCCAUGAAGGAGAGAAGCUGACUUUGCUAUCGGAUACCGGUGUAGUACUGGGCUCGAAGAAAUGGGACGGCCUACCCCUCUACAGCGGUUACAAUUGCUUCAUUGGCAGUAGGGAAGUCGAGCUCGACAGCGAAAUUUCUCGUUCGCGACUGCCUACCAUCGUGGGCUCGUCCAAGGAACCGCCUGUUGAUCCAGACUUUGGCGAAACUUCAAGUUCUCAGACGGGGUCGUCUUUCCUAGUCGAAGCACGAAGGACAUCGCAAGAGGGUGCCAAUAGCUCAAGUCCGUCUGUGAACUCCCCCGCAUCAGCGAAGAAGUUCAUACCGCCAUCCUCCUUCUAUGGAGCGACCACCAAACCGAAACCGAAAGGGCCCUUACAUAGCCCUGACGCUCCAGGGGCGGUCGUGAUGAAGGCGCCUAGCAGGGAGCAUCAAGCGAAGUUCAACAAGAAGAAUCUACCAGUUGUUCCGGUAGUUAUCGACCCUGUGAUAGCUCGCCACCUUCGCCCUCAUCAGAGAGAAGGUGUACAAUUCUUAUACGAAUGCGUUAUGGGUCUACGCAAGCACGAAGGCCAAGGAUCUAUCUUGGCUGACGAGAUGGGGAUGGGGAAGACGUUGCAGACCAUCGCGCUUGUCUGGACAUUACUCAAGCAGAACCCGUACGCUGGUGCGGGGCCUGUUGUCGGGAAAGUACUCAUCGUCUGCCCGGUUUCCCUCAUCAAUAAUUGGAAGAACGAAUUCCACAAGUGGUUGGGUAAGGACCGGGUUGGAGUUUUCGUUGGCGACAAGAACAAGUCUACCAUCAAGCAGUUUCUUAACUCGAGGAUACACCAAGUACUCGUGAUUGGAUACGAACGUCUCCGCACUGUUAUUGACGACCUAGCAUAUUGCAACCCGCCCAUCGGCCUCAUUGUUUGCGACGAGGGGCAUAGGCUGAAGUCUGCAAAUAACAAGACGUCCACGAUGUUUGAGGCCCUCCGGACUCCCCGCCGCGUCAUUCUAUCAGGAACGCCCAUUCAGAAUGAGCUGAGCGAAUUCCAUGCAAUGGCCGACUUCUGCAACCCAGGAUUACUUGACGAUUACAGCACCUUCAAGCGGGUCUACGAGACACCAAUUCUCAAGAGCCGCGCUCCAGGUUGUAGUUCGAAGGAAGCUGAGCUUGGAGAAGCACGCUCUGCACAGCUCACAGCCAUCGCGAAGAGUUUCGUUCUGCGCAGAGAGGCCACGAUGCUGAAGAAGUACUUGCCGGCGAAACACGAAUACGUUGUUUUCAUCACGCCGACGAAGCUACAAUUGGCUAUAUUCGAGAAGAUCCUCUCCAGCGACAAGCUUGACAAUCUUGUCCGCAGCUCCACCGCAGAGUCGCUUGCUCUCAUCAAUAUGCUCACGAAGAUCAGCAAUAGCCCCAUCCUGCUUAAGGCGACCGCCGAUCAAGCGAGGCUCAAAGCACAGCAAGGUGGCGAUGUAGUGAAACGCAAUGCGAUAGAAGACGCACUCAAGCUGCUGCCCUCGGGGGCGCAGAUUGAAGAUGUUGCUCUGAGCGGUAAACUGAGUGCUCUUGCUACUCUGCUUCGGGCGCUGCACAAGCAUACUGAGGAGAAGUGCAUCAUCGUCUCUCACUACACUUCCACCUUGAACAUCAUCGAGGCGUACUGCAAGAAGAAGUCGUACACAUACCACCGCUUGGAUGGGAGCACCCCCGCGGCCAAGCGUCAGGACUAUGUCAACGACUUCAACAGGUCCUCUCAGGCAAAACGAUUCGUGUUUCUGUUGAGCUCCAAGGCAGGAGGUGUCGGGCUCAAUCUCAUUGGUGCAUCUCGUCUAUGCCUCAUUGACUCAGAUUGGAACCCCAGUCAUGACCUGCAGUCAAUGGCUCGCAUACAUCGUGACGGCCAGAAACGACCCGUGUACAUCUAUCGUUUCCUCACGACCGGUAGCAUCGACGAGAAAAUCUACCAGCGGCAAGUCACUAAGUUGGGCCUGAGUGACUUAUCUCAGGGUUCCUCCGAGUCGAAGUCCGAUUCAUUCACCCGCAAAGAUCUCUUGGACAUCUUCACCAUCAAUCCCCAUACGGCGUGCAAUACGCACGACCUUCUGGACUGCCCUUGUGAAGCAUCAGACGAAGCAGAACCUAAGCCGAUCACGAGGGAGGAGAUGGAUGAGGCAAGCUCUUCUAGCGAUGAAGACGAAGACCCAGUCAAGGGCUUCAUGGCCGCCUCGCAAGUGACGACAAAAGACGUUAACAAGAUGGACAAAGCAUACAUGAAGCAGAAGCGUGCACAGCUCGCCGCGCUUGGGGAGUGGACGCACAUCAACUGCCUCCGGCCUGGCGCUGCAGAGAAGGUCCAGGACGACAUGCUCACGCAUCUCAUCUACUCUCUACCCAAACCUGCGAGCACGUCAUCCGCCCCGCAGACGAUAACGGAGAAGCUCCUAGACGCUGUGGACAGGAUCGCCGAUGAGGAGGCGUUCUUCCAGCGGGACAAGAUCCCUGGGGGGUCGGUGUCGUUCUUGUUCGAGCGCAGCUCAAAGUUGACCUUGCAGGAACGCGAGGCGGUGGAUGAGGACGACUGA
This is a messenger RNA of Trametes versicolor FP-101664 SS1, 3252 nucleotides long. RefSeq lists its product as uncharacterized. The transcript has 31 exons. Gene Ontology annotation, biological process: double-strand break repair via homologous recombination; reciprocal meiotic recombination. Lineage: Eukaryota; Fungi; Basidiomycota; Agaricomycetes; Polyporales; Polyporaceae. Gene Ontology annotation, molecular function: ATP-dependent chromatin remodeler activity; ATP binding; DNA translocase activity. The coding region runs from base 1 to 3252 and encodes 1083 amino acids. The record is from RefSeq and is a predicted model, not a curated record. Gene Ontology annotation, cellular component: nucleus.